ACAAGUAAUAGCACGUCAUAGUAACUGACGCUAAAUAUUCCACCCGUUUAAUCGUUACAUAGAAUCACAACUUUCUUGCAUUGCUAAAAUGAGCGAACGUUGCAAAGAAAAGCAAACGAAACUAAAAUUCACCUUACCAUCAAGCGAAGAACCGCCGCAAGUGGACGUAAUCUUCAGCAGAGAAGAUGACGAUCUCGAAAGCAAACCUGACGACCCAAUACUUCUGGACGCCAACCACCCGCUUUUGGAGCACUUUCAAAAAACCUUAAAGCAUCAUCUUGAGAGGCAAAUUGAGCACUUAAGGAGUGAAGUGUUUGAGUUGGAAACGGGAGCGAAAAAGAAGAUGAUAGCCCGCGAGCAAUUAGGGCUCGAAACGUACGAAGCGCAGCAGGUAGUUAAUAAGCAGCAGAGAGAGUUGGAGAUGUGCAUUUCGGAACUGGACCAUAUUUGCGCCGCCACGGAAGAAAUGGAGCUUGAGCUUGACGAAGCGAAAAAAACGCUUAGCCAGAAGCGUCUGGAUGUGCUCGAGGCUGAGAGAAACGAGUUACGCCUGCGCACCGAGGUGGAGGGCAUGAAUCUGCUGGCGCAACAAAUGAAGGAUUGGGAGGAGGACGCCGAGUCCGAACUGAUAAUUAAUCAGCGCAUUUUCGGAAAAACCAAAAAGGAUAAGAGCAGCCUUAUUGACGAGAAAAGGCAAUUGGAUGCCAUCAUCUUUAAAUUAAUGACUGAAACAUGGCGUCUUGAAGAAGAAUUGGAGACGAUGGACAUGCAAAUACGCGUGAAAGAGGAAGAGCGCGAGAGACUUGCCGAAUCGGUUGCCAAUAGUAACAUUGAUCUUGAAACUAUCGCGUCGGAACAUCGAAGCUUGUUGCAUUCUUGGAAUUCGCUUGUAGUUGCCAUCUCUCAUAGGGAUAAGGCGUAUAUGACUAGCAAGGAAGAAUUGCACAAACUUGAAGAGGAAAUCCGCGUGGUAUCUGCAGAAGUAGAACAAACCAAAAAGCUUUGCAAAAAGGAAAUGGAAAGGAAUGAGCGCUUAACCGACUUUAAGUUGCGCUUACAAGCCGACGUUGACUCUUGCGCUCGAUCCCUAGAGAUCGAGGCCAAAAAGCGUUUCCAAUUGGAAACCGAAAUGGAGCACGUCCAAGCCCUGACCGAUCAAACCGAAUUGGAUAUCAAAAAAUUGACAUCCGAGAACACCGGGAAGAAAUGCGAGCUUAGUGCGUUGAUUAGCGAGUUUGAGAAGCUAGGAAGUCAAAAAGCGACUCUAGAUAAUGAUAUACUUAAGAUGCUGGAGGAUCAAAUGACUAACGAUAAAGCAGCGAAAUAUCUACAUAAGUUAGUAAAAAAGGCCAAGGAGAAGAACAGAACUAUGAACAUCGCCCUCGCAAAGAUUGAUAACACGAAUUCGAGGACGCUAAUGGACAUUGAAGCGCAGAAGUGCGAGAAUGAAGAAAUCGAAAGAUUUCUUAGUGCCCUCGUUAAACAAGCAAACGAUCUUGAAGAUGAGCUUAGAGCUUGUCAAAGGGAGGAAGAGGGGCUGAGGUGUUACGCGAGCAAGAAGCAAAGAGACAUGGAUGUCCUUACGAACAAGCUCGAAAAAGUCAUAAAUCAACAGGGGGGAUUCGAAGUUUCUCCAGAAGAGCUGAAGAUUGUCGCCCUUCAAAAGAACAUUGAGGAAGUUCAAGAGUCUACGAAGAAAUUGAGGAAAUUUUGGCUCAGACAGCAAGGGUACGUAGUGAACUUAUCUGAACAGCGGCAAAAUCAAAUUAACGACUUCAACAUGUUAAAAAAGCAGUUGCAGUUGCUGAUUCAGAAAAAUCUGAAAAUCAACGACGAACUGGAAAACUACCGUAGACAGGAGGAGGUUCUAUCGCGAUCAAUGGUUAACUUGCAAAACAAGAUCACAAUUAUGAACGAACUAAUAAAUAAAGCAAAGGGUAACAAAAUUGUAAUGGAAAAAGACACUGAUACUAUCCAAUUCGAUUACUCCGGAAAGUUACAUGAUGCCGAAAUGGAGUCGCUCAAAAUUGAAGCGGAUAUUGCAGACAUCGAAGAGGAUAAGAUGAGCUUAAGCAAGGAACUUAUCGACGUGAAUCGGGAGGCGUUAGUGUGGGAGAAGAAGAUACAAAUGGCCGUUGCCACUAAGAAGACCAUGGAUAAGGAAAAUGGGGAGGGUGGGGAGGUCGGAAAUAUGAAAGCUGAAAUUCACCGGAUGCACGUGAGAUUUGGGCAGUUGAAGAAGGCGGAGGAUAAGCUCAUUCACGAUCUCGAUCACUGCGUGUCGCGAAGGGACGCGAUUAUCACGACGAAUGAGGCUCGCGAAAAGCGCGAGAAGGGUGCUAGCGAGAAAACUAGGAUUAACUUUCAAAGAAAGUUGGAGGAUAUGAGGAGCAAACUUAAGCAGAUGCAGACCGAGGUUGAAACGUUAACUAAGAGAAUUGACGCGUCCAACGACGAAGAGCAGCGCCUUAUGAAGGAAAUAGCAAUCACUCAGCAGGAUACGGCUUUCGCAAAACGCAAAAUAGCAACGCUCAUGGAGAACAUUGAAGAAACGAAAACUGGCAGGCAAAGGAAUCUAGAGCUUCUGGUGCUAAAGCAGAAGAAAUUGAAAGUGUAUUCCGAUCUUGCGAAAGGGCGUCGACCACACCUCGCCUAUCGCACCAACGAAGCUAUUUCGGUGGAAUACGAUAAACAGAAGCAACUCAACAAUAGUCUGAUUAAUAUCGCGGAAAACCUUUUGUCGGAUUUUCCGCUGCAUGUGCAAGUCCUUACUAGAAUUAGCAACACGCUGAAAUUGCCGUUGCUGUAUUUAUACAAAUAGUCGGUACUUGCUCACCAUGCUCAUGAAACAUCUUAUGUACACGUCUUUUUUUUUA
Molecule: messenger RNA, 2876 nt
Organism: Photinus pyralis (common eastern firefly)
Lineage: Eukaryota; Metazoa; Arthropoda; Insecta; Coleoptera; Lampyridae
Gene: l(2)41Ab
Product: coiled-coil domain-containing protein 40-like
Exons: 14
Coding region: 89-2821 (910 amino acids)
Biological process (GO): axoneme assembly
Cellular component (GO): cytoplasm
Source: RefSeq, a predicted model, not a curated record